Molecule: messenger RNA, 1164 nt
Organism: Dermacentor andersoni
Lineage: Eukaryota; Metazoa; Arthropoda; Arachnida; Ixodida; Ixodidae
Source: RefSeq, a predicted model, not a curated record
AUGUAUCAGGAGGCAGCCAAGAAGGAAGUGGCCACGCCCAAGACCAGAAGCAGGACGACGAAGCGGGCCCCACCUGCUGUCGAGGAUGGCGGCAGUCCUCACGAGGCUCCGACUAACAAGCGAGCGCGUGGAAGGGCCGCCAAGGAUCCGCCGUCACCUAAAACGAGAACCCGGUCAGUGAAUCCGGCAACGCCCACCAUGGAGCAGGAGGAAGCCAAGAUGGAAGUGGCCACGCCAAAGACCAGGACCAGGACAACGAAGCGGCAACGGCCUGCUGCUGACGAUGGCGGCAGUCUUUCUCAUGAGGCUUCCACUACUAAGCGACCGCAUGGAAGUGCCGCCAAGGACCCGCCAUCACCUAAAACGAGAGCCCGGUCAGUGAAUCCGGCAACGCGCACCAUGGAUCAGGAGGCAGCCAAGAAGGAAGUGGCCACGCCCAAGACCAGAAGCAGGACGCCUAAGCGGGCCCCACCUGCUGCCGAGGAUGGCGGCAGUCCUCCUCAAGAGGUUCCGACUAACAAGCGGGCGCGUGGAAGGGCCGCCAAGGACCCGCCGUCACCUAAAACGAGAACCCAGUCAGUGAAGCCGGCAAAGCCGCAAAGCAUCGCCACCACGGUUAUCGGAAAAGCAAGAAAGGCCGAUGAAGCAACGCCACCCGACGCCAACAUGAAUGUCCCAUCCACCAGUAAGGGAUCCAAGUCGUACAGGGUGAGCCGGAAGGCGCGCUCGAUGAGCUCCUCCCCGAGCGUUGCUCACACUGCCGCGGCCAAGGCUCCGAAGCGUCGGCACCGCUCGCGGAGUCACUCCCAUGGCGUUAGCAGUCAUGACGCCAAGAGGGGCAGGAGCCGCGGUACCUCAAGGCAUUCGCCCCGCAGCGGUCCAGGUGGCCACAAGCUCAAGAAUAGAGGGUCCACCACCGCCUCGCAGAGCAGCCGCAGAACAAAGUGGAAGAGCCGCCGCCGCCAUUCCAAGAGCAGCACCUCUGCUGCGAGCGUGAGUACCAGGAGGGGCGGGAGACGGCGCCGCCACGCCCGUAGUACGCGUUCGUCGUCAAGCCGCGGAGGAAAGCGGGGCAACUCUAAGAAGGUUGUGAGCAGCUGCUCGUCGAGGUCUCGUCGGGCCAAGGGGACUGCUGGCAAGGCUACGAAAAGAGGCAAGCGCUAG